Molecule: messenger RNA, 2172 nt
Organism: Dictyostelium discoideum AX4
Lineage: Eukaryota; Evosea; Eumycetozoa; Dictyosteliales; Dictyosteliaceae
Exons: 1
Coding region: 1-2172 (723 amino acids)
Molecular function (GO): acid phosphatase activity; hydrolase activity
Source: RefSeq, a predicted model, not a curated record
AUGACAAUUCCAUAUAAAAUUUCAUAUUUUUUAAUAUUUUUUACGAUACCACUUAUGGGAUCAUUCCUAUUAUUAUUUAUAAGAUUUCUAUUCCUAGAAAAUAAACAUCAUAUAAGGAAUUUUAAUUAUAAUGGUGAUAAUAAUAAUAACAAUCGAAAUAAGAAAUUAAAAAAGUAUUUCAUAUUAUCAUUAUUUUUAUAUACAUCAGCUAUAAUUGGAUUCAUUUUCACUUUAUCAUCAUUUUCAAGUUGGAAUUAUUUACCUAUAGAAUUAACAACUAUUACUUCAAUAAUAAUAUUAUUAUUUUUUACAUUUUAUCAAUUAAUAAUUCAAUUUGAAGUUGAAAGAAAGAAACGAAUUUUUAAAGUUAGAAAAAAUAAAAAUAAAAAAUAUUUCAUUCAAAGCCCACCAAAUUUUAAUAAUGGUAUAAUUUUAAAUAAUAAUAAUAAUAAUAAUUAUGAAGAUGAUAAAUCAAAUAUUAAAGAAAAUAUAUUAUUAGAAUCAUUAAAUAGUAAACAAGAUGGAGUAGUAAUAGCAGCAGCAGAAGAAGAAUAUUAUGAACAAGAGGAAGAAGAAGAAGAAGAAUAUAAUGAAAAUAAAUCAUUUUAUAAUUAUAGUAAUCAAAUUGAUACAAAAUUAGGAAUUUUAGAUAGAUUUAAAAAGAAGAUAAUUUAUUUUAUAAAGGAUAUUAUAGAGACUAUUAAAUUUAAACCAAAAUUAUCAAUAACUUUAAUAUUGAUAUCACUUUUAAUUUCAAUAAUGAUACCAGUACUUUUGAAUGAUGUUUGUAUUUGUUCACAUCCAAUGAAUGUUUCAACAUCAUUCACUAGAAAACUAUUUCAAGAAUCUUAUUGUAAAAAUGGUGAAAUCUGUUUCCUUUAUUUAACAUUACCCAAAGAUGCAUCAACAUCAAUGGUUUUACAAAUUCAUACAUUUAAUAAACCAUCAAAUAUUAUAAUUACAAUAACAAAGAAUACUAAUACUACUGGUGGUGGUGGUGGUGGUGGUGGUGGUAGUGGUGAAGAUAUUAUAUCAAUUUCAAAAUUUAAUUUCAUAUCAAUGUCAAAAAUAAUUAAUGAUUAUCCAAGAUAUAUAAGUUAUAUUGAUUUAAUUGGAUUAAAAGAGAAUACAAAUUAUAGUUUUAAAGUUAAUUUCACAAGUAAAGAAAUUCAAAAAACUUUAAAUACUUAUGAUGGUGUAAAUCUAUUUCAAUUUAAAACAUUUUCAAAUCAAUCAGAUUCAAUCAUUAAAUUUGUAUCUGGUGGUGAUAUAGUAAUAAAUAAAGAUUCAAAAGAUUUAGCAAAACAUGCAUCAAUUAAUUUUAAUCCUGAUUUCAUUGUUGUUGGUGGUGAUGUGGUUUAUGAAGAUGGUAUAGGUUCAUGUUAUAAAAGAUGGGAUGAAAAAUUAUCAUUUUUCAAUACUUAUUUUAAUUUAAAAAUUAGUAAUAAUAAUAGUAGUAGUAGUAGUAGUUUAUUUUUAAAACCAAUAUUAUUAUCAAUUGGUAAUCAUGAGGCUGGUGCAUUUUAUCAAACUCAUAAACAAGUACCAUUUUAUUUUAAAUAUUUCUUAUUUGAAUUGGAUGGAUUUAAAGAUGGAAUUGAUGAAAAUAAAAACUCUUAUCAUAUUCAUAAAAUUGCAUCACAUACAUCAAUAACUUCAUUGGAUAGUUGUGUAGUAUCGACAUGGGAUCAACAAGCUCAAUGGUUACAUAAUCAAUGGAGUAAUGAGGAAUUCAAUAAUACAAAUAAAUUAGUAGUUUAUCAUCAUCCAAUUUAUCCUGCUUGGAAUUUGGAUGGUUUAAUACCAGAGUCUGGUAGAGAUGUAAUGAUACCAUUAUUCGAUAAAUUUAAAGUACCUUUUGUUUUUGAAAAUCAUGAGCACCUUUUUAGACGUACAAAGAAAUUAAAAGGAAAUAAAAUAAUAGAGAAUAAUUCUACAACAACAACGACAACAUUAUCUCAAGGUACUUAUUAUGCUGGUUCAGGAAGUUUUGGUAUUUCAAAUACAAAUAUAAUUCCAUCCAAUAAUGAUGAGUCAUUACCUUGGUAUUUAGCUAAAAGAUCUUAUUGUAAUCAUCUUUGGUAUAUAACUGCAACUCAAAAAGAAAUUCUCGUUGAGGCAUUUGCACCAAAUGGUGAUAAAAUUGAUAAAAUUAAUUAUAUUCAAAAUUAA